Funneliformis mosseae is the source of this 426-nucleotide messenger RNA. Lineage: Eukaryota; Fungi; Glomeromycota; Glomeromycetes; Glomerales; Glomeraceae. The record is from the annotation of a GenBank genome assembly.
AUGUCUCACAAUGCUUUAGAAAUGAAAUUAAAUCAUUUAAUUAAGUACCUUGAACCAGGAACAAAGGAAUUUCAGAAGACUUACGCAAUUCAGAAGUCACCAAAUUUUUUGGUCCCAAGGGUCAGUGUUGUCCAUUUUUCAUGUCCCAAGUAUUUUAAGACUGUACCACACUAUGUCCCACGUUAUGUCCCAAUUGUCCCAAGCACAUCUGGGACAUGUCACAGCACAACACUGCCAAGGGGAGAUGUAUUAGCAAGUGCCUUUCCAGUAAAAAUUGAUAAAGAAGAAACCAUUGAUGAGUUGAAAGAUGUUAUUAAGGAGGAAAUAGAUGUACCCGAUGCAAAAGGUCUUAAAAUCUGUAAAGUCGAAAUACCUGAUGAUAAUGAUGAAACGUUGGCCAACCUCUUACUUAAUGACCGAGAUUGA